UUGUAAUGAUGAUGUGAGACCGAAACCUAGCUAGCUAGCCUAGCUAAAGUAAUGAAGAACCGGUAAGAAAUGGAGGAAAAAACACACGUCAUGGGGGGACAUAGUGCUGGGCCUCCUUUUACUUUUCAUCUAAUGAUAUUAGUUAUUUGUUCUCACCUGUAUGGUAUAAAGCAACCGUUGAAUUCUUCCUGGCGGCGUUAGCCUGUUAGCGUGCUAGGCUGCAGGCGAGGCUGGUUUCAGUGGGUUCGUGUCUCGGUGUGAUUUGAAAUGGCCGAUUGCAGACUGAACAACAGUCGCCACCAAUCGAAUUGUUGUAUAAUUUACCCCUGUUGCAUGACACUCAACUGUUGUUAGUUGGACCGGGCUUUUAGAUUGUUUAGCCAUCACAUUUGCUGGCGAAUCAACCUCAGCUAACGCUGCUGCUAGCGGAACCGUUUGGCCUGGAAUGGAGCCAGGCGACUUGCGAGAGAGCCCCGCCGGGUCCGGGGAGUCAGAUGCUGGGGAUUGGAGGGAGGUUAUUCCCGGUGAGGAUGAGGAGGUCAAAGCCGCCGAAACUAAUGGAAACGCACUAGAUACUGCGCGCAGGGACACCUGCGAGGAGGGCGAAAGUGAAAAACCAAAAUGCGUGGGAGAGCGGUUACACAGCCCCUACGAGGAGGAACUGGACCCCAGGAUCCAGGAAGAGUUGGAGCAUCUCAAUGAAGCCAGUGCAGAAAUCAACAGACUAGAACUGCAGUUGGAUGAUGCCAGAUCAGGAUACCGGAAGAUCCUCACAGAGUCUGCCAGGAAGCUAAACGCUCAGAGCUCUCAGCUUGGUGGUUGCAUUGAGAAAGCAAGACCCUACUAUGAAGCUCGUCGUCUAGCGAAAGAGGCACAGCAGGAGACCCAGAAGGCAGCUUUGAGCUACGAGAGGGCGGUUUCCAUGCACACGGCUGCCAGGGAGAUGGUCUAUGUGGCAGAGCAGGGCCUGAUGGCUGAUGGGAAGAACACCCUGGAUCCCACCUGGCAGGAGAUGCUCAACCACGCUACCUCCAAGGUGAACGAAGCCGAGGAGGAGCGACUCCGCAGCGAGAGGGAGCACAUGCGUGUCACGCACGCCUGCCAGGAGGCUGAGGCUCGGGUUCAGAUGCUGCAAAAGUCCCUCAAAAGAGUCAUCGUGAAAUCCAAGCCAUACUUUGAGCUCAAGGCCCAGUUCAACCACAUACUGGAGGAGAACAAGGCCAAAGUGCUGCAGCUGGAACUGCAUGUAGCCAAAGUGAAGACUCGCUAUUCCAUCGCCCUACGAAACUUAGAACAAAUCAGCGAGCAGAUCCACGCUCAGAGGGGGAGGGACCAGGCCGAGGGGGGAUGCCCGACGGUCUGCGGUGGGCGAAGUCCCCCCGUUGGAGCUGAGUCCGACAUCAGAGUAAAGAAAGAAGGUGGAGCAUGCAGCGGCGGUGCGAUGGGGUCGGAUCGAGUGGAUGCAGCCAUCGACCUGGUGGAGAAAUACAAAGAGAAGGAGAAUGAAAAGGAGAGGGAGCGGGCGGGGUCGGAUUCCCUUUCGGUCUUCAGCCUGCAGACCAUCGCUUCCGACUUGGAGAAAUAUGACUCCAUUGAGCACCUCGGGGACCUCAGCGACGUUGGGAGCGUAACUGGGGAUGAGGGGGAGAAAGAGAGAGGCGGCGUGAUCGAUAGAAGAGACAAGCUGACGGAAACAUCCGCCAAAGAGCGCCAGCAGCAGUUCUACAAGCAGCACCACCGAAGCUUCAGUUUGUGAGGCCGUCAUAGAUGCAACAGCUAUAAACACAGCUAAAGUAAAACGUGAGCUAUCAAAAAACAAAUUAGGGUUAAACAUAGUUACCAACCAAAGUAUAGAACAGUGAAUUAGCUGCAGAUGUGAAACUGCAGUGAUGCAGUUGUAGGUGUAUAUAUGAUACUAGGUGUAAAUAAGCACAUGUAUGUUGACUGACAUUAUUCUAAAGCUGACACUGAUUAAUAGUUAACAUUGCAGCCUAGGUAGAACACUACUGAAAUCUAAAGAGCUUUCAAGCCUCCAGGGCAAGUAAACUGUAUAUUCGCUCCCUGUGAGGGAUUCUGGGAAGAAUUUGUUCCUUGAGCAUGAAGGAAUAGCGAAGAAAGAUCAAAAGCCUUUUUCCAACAGACAUAUUUAGAAAGGCAUCAUUUCUUAUUUUCCCAGGCUAAUCGUUGAUCUAAUUUGGUGAGACUGGUGAAAACAAAUCCCUCCAUUGUGUCCCCUCCAGUCGUGUCGAGUCUUAUCAGCAAUUGCUUAAAGGUAGAGGGUGGCAGGGUGUCUCCACACACACACACACACACACACAUUAAUAUUCACACACUGAGAUCCUCACUGUCCACCCUCAUCAAGUUCGUGUGUAGGGAAAAAUGACAAAAACGGUUCUCUGUCAGUGCAGAGUGAAAGCAUGUUUGAAUCCACAUUUUGUAUAUUUAUUUCUAGCAACAUGCUGCGAGUAGCGUUUUGUUAUUUUUAGCACGAGAGAAUGCGUUUUUUGAAAAUUCCUGAAACGAUGAACAGAAUGAAGUCUGAAGAUAUUAAAAGACUCCUUAGACGCUCUCCACUCUGACAGCAUGCACUCCUAGUUGGCUAUUUAAACAGACAUUUAUGACAUGUAUUCAGGGCUACAUAUAUGCUGAAACAAACACUGACACUAUUAAAGCUAAUGCUAAUGAUGAAGCUCUCAGCCAUGUUUUUGUUUUUAUGUAAUUUUGCUGUGGUCUUUUGAUGCAAAAGCCUUUCCUAAAUUUGUAUUAUUUGGAUAUUGUUUACAUUUGUAUAAGUGGAUUUCUUUGGCAGCAAAUGCAUUUCCUCUUUUUGCUUGCCUUUUAAAAAAAGAAUUGCCCUUGCUGUAAUUUGACGUGUGCCUUGACACAGAACAAGUAACAAAUUUAGCAUGAGUAGUACUUUGUUGUAAACUCAUCUGUAGUUCUGUUUAGAGCCAUUUAAAGAACAAGAGUGUGCCCUUUUAUGAUUUUUCAAAACAGUUGAAUAAUCUGAGUCACCCAGGCGCCGUUUCCGAUGAGACUUGAAGAGUUUAUGAUUUAUUUUUUGUUUUGAUUUCUGUAUUUUCUCUUAUGAUAUUGUACUUUGAUUGUCAAAGUGUACGAUGCAAAACAAUGAAGUCAAGAAAUGACUUGUAAAUGUAUGUAAUUAUUACAAAGCUGGAAAAUAUUGACAUGUACAGUUACAUGUGAUGCUGAUUUGAAUAUUUGUCUCUCAAGUUUGUUGUACAGAUGUUCGGGAUACCCACAGGUAUGUAUUUAAAUCAUCAUCCGAAACGCCUCACAUUCACUUCUGUCUUAACAAGUAGUCUUCACCCUUUUAAAUGGCAUUUGUGAAAUAGUCAGAAUGUCACGCACCCUUUCCAGUUUCUGCAUUGUCAUACGUAUAACCAAUAAAUCAGAUCA
This is a messenger RNA of Chelmon rostratus (copperband butterflyfish), 3420 nucleotides long. It is a transcript of the gene sh3bp5la, whose product is annotated as SH3-binding domain protein 5-like, a. Bases 446 to 1756 code for a protein of 436 amino acids. Lineage: Eukaryota; Metazoa; Chordata; Actinopteri; Chaetodontiformes; Chaetodontidae. The record is from RefSeq and is a predicted model, not a curated record. Gene Ontology annotation, cellular component: cytoplasm. The transcript has 6 exons. Gene Ontology annotation, biological process: negative regulation of protein tyrosine kinase activity; intracellular signal transduction. Gene Ontology annotation, molecular function: protein kinase inhibitor activity.